Messenger RNA from Ambispora leptoticha, 888 nucleotides. The record is from the annotation of a GenBank genome assembly. Lineage: Eukaryota; Fungi; Glomeromycota; Glomeromycetes; Archaeosporales; Ambisporaceae.
AUGGCUAUCCCCUUGGUUACAACGCAUGUUUUUAGGCAACAUACUGAUGAAGUAUGGUAUGUUGCAAUUUCACACAAUGGAAAACAUUUGGCCUCGGCAUCUAAAGAUAAAACAGCGAUUAUUUGGAGUCUUGAGACUUGGGAGCUGCUUCAUGUGUUAAGUGAACAUGCCAAUUUUGUGUCUUUUGUUUCUUGGUCUCCUAAUGAUUCAAUGCUCUUGACAUGUGGCCAAGAUAAUGAAGUUAAGCUUUGGAAUGUGCAACGUGUGUAUGGCUUCCAGAUGGCAAAAGCUUUAUAUCAGGGCGGUCAAGAUAAAAACACAUUUUUAUGGUCACAUGGACGUUCUCGGUGUUCCCCUAAUGAUUCGGGAUAUAUCAAAACGUAUAAAUUCUUAGGUACAAUACUAUAUAAAUGGCAUGGACCACGUAUAGUAGAUCUAGAUAAAGAAGGUACAAGGAUGGUGGCUAUUAGUACCGAAAAGAAGAUUCAUAUAUACGAUUUAGUUAGCAAAAUUGAAGAAACUAUUCUUGAAGAGGAUGCCCAUUCACAUCGGUAUACUUAUCGAAUGACGGAAAUUCAUUUGUGGGAUAUAGAUCAAAAACUACUCGUCCGUAAAUAUCAUGGGCAAACUCAGAGUAAAUACGUUAUUCGUUCCUGUUUUGGCGGUAUUGGUCAAGGUCUUAUUGUUAGUGGAAGUGAAGAUUCGAAUAUUUACGUGUGGCAUCGAGAGCAUGCUGCCUUAAUUGAAGUAUUGUCGGGACAUAAUGAUAUUGUUAAUAGUGUCCAUUGGAGUCCAGUUAAUCCUUAUUUAUUUGCAUCAGCCGGCGACGAUCACACUAUACGAAUAUGGGAAGCUACUGAUGCCACUGAAACGAAAGAAACACCUUAA